AUGGCCACAGGACCCCGGCGGUGCUGUGGCCCCUCGGGGGUCUCCCCCUGCUCGUCCUCCUUCUCUCUGGAUCAGCUGCAGAGCACCGGCCACCGGGCUGGGAAGAUGGAGGCUGAGGCUGGGGCUUGGCCCGAGCCCUGCGAGAGCGGCACCAGCCUGCCGGACCGGGACAGGGAUGUGGGGAAGGGAUUCAGCGGUGAGGAUGAAGAGGUGCAGGAGGGAAAUCUCUACCCUGACGGCCACUAUCAGCGGAGACCAAGAAGCAGAGCAUCCCCCCAGAGGCUCCGCGGUCUUGGUGACGAGAAGCACGAUUUCAUGCCGGAAAAAGGGGAGACAGUGAGCGCCCUGACGCUGUGCCACUGCCAUGAGGAGCAGGACGCAAAGGGGCGGCAGCUACCGACCUCCGAAGUUUGGGAUGAGGUGAAAAGGCAGGAUAAGAAGCUCAGGUCCAGGCUGGAGGAGAAGCGAGAGCUGAUGGUGGAAAACCUGAAGAGAUGGCAGAGAGACCAGGAUCAAAGGAAGGCCAGAUGCCGUCUGGAUGAGGAACGGCUCUUGGAGGCCCGGCAGAAAGAAAUGAUGUUGCGAGAGAACAAAUGGAAGAGACUGGCGCAGGAGGAGGAAACCAAGCGUAAGGCAAAGCUUGAAAGAUCGAAGCUGCAAGCUGAGCACAGGAAACACUGUCAAGAAAAGCAGCUAAGAGAGAAGCAGAUCAUGGAGCAGGGUACUAGGGACAUGAACUACAGCGCGCUUAGAGAUAAAAUGUCACGGGCUUGUGAGAAAAGGCUUUCAAGGGAAACUGAAGGGAAGAAGAAGAGACAAGAGCUGAACCAAUAUGAAAUGACAAGACACAGGCGCCUGAAAGAUCAAGUUGAUCACCAGGCCAAAGCUGGUGAGCUUUGCAAGAGACAUGCAAUAGAACAGAAGCUCCAGAGAUCCAAAGAAAUCCUUGAUCACCUGAUGGAGGAAAGGAAUAGGGAAUCAAAGGAAAAAGCUCUAAAAGAAGAAAAACGAAGUUUCAUGGCCAAAUUUAGAGCAAAAGAGACAGAAGAAGAGAAGCAAAGACGUAAAAAUAUGUUGCUGCAAAUAGCUGAGAUGAAAAUUCAGCAAGCCCAAGAAAUGCUGGCCAAAACUAUGCAGCAGAGAGCACAACGCAGCAAGGAAAUUAACUACCAAAGACAAAAAAACAACCACUCUCAAAGGCAAAAAAUUGAAGGUGAUGAAAAAUGUCGACUACAGGAAAUAGAAGAGGCCAUCAGAAGACGAGAUCAGAAGAGUGAUCAAAUACUAAGAGAUAAGGAAUCUGCUUCAGGAAAAGCUAGAAAAAUAUGCAAAACAUCUUAUGGCCUGGGACAAAAAAUGAGAGAGCUGAUGAAUAGUCGCGCAUAUGACUAG
Tinamus guttatus (white-throated tinamou) is the source of this 1392-nucleotide messenger RNA. It is a transcript of the gene CCDC185, whose product is annotated as coiled-coil domain containing 185. The record is from RefSeq and is a predicted model, not a curated record. NCBI's taxonomy places the organism in Eukaryota, Metazoa, Chordata, Aves, Tinamiformes, Tinamidae.